CCAUUUCACUUCCCGUCUGCACUGCUCUCUGAAGCAGAGGGGCUUCGCAGCUAUGGCGGCUCUUCUGCGCUGUGCUUCUAAGAGCCAGAGCUACACCUCCCUCUGUGAUGGAACCAGAAGGUUCACGGUGGCGAUGGCGGCGGCUUUUUCUCAUCCCGUCAAUAAAAGGCCAUUCGACAACCUUAUCCAAGUGAGAUCAAUAAGUAGUCCCUCCGUGUCUCUUGGUGGGUUCAGUGAGAUGGCUCUUGGAAACAAGCGGAAGUACUACAUGAUAGGUGGGAAGGGCGGUGUUGGCAAAACGAGCUGUGCCGCUUCCCUCGCAGUGAAGUUUGCUAACAGUGGGCACCCCACCAUUGUGAUCUCAACUGACCCUGCUCACUCAUUGAGUGAUUCCUUCUCUCAGGAUCUGUCGGGAGGUGACCCUGUACCUGUGGAAGGAGUUGACUCUCCACUUUAUGCUCUCGAGAUAGUUCCAGAUAAACUUAAACUUAAGGAAGAUCUCCAAAGCUCAACACAAGGAGGUGGUAGUGCUGGCAUCAAAGAUUUGAUGGACAGCAUGGGCCUUGGAGCAAUGUUUGAUCAGUUAGGGGAUCUUAAGUUUGAGGAACUGAUGGACAAUCCUCCUCCAGGUAUGGAUGAAAUCGUUGCCAUUUCCAAGGUUAUGGGCUUACUCGAGUCUCCAUCAUAUAGCAUGUUCUCUCGCAUUGUAUUUGAUACAGCACCGACGGGCCACACUCUCCGACUUCUAUCUCUGCCUGACUUCAUGGAUUCAUCACUUGGCAAAAUGAUGAAGCUUCAGAAGAAGCUAGCUUCAGCUAGUGCAGCCAUCAAAUCUGUUCUUGGGAAACAGGAGAAGCAGCUGGAUACUCCUGAUCAAUUGGAGCUACUUUGGGGGUGCACCAGAAAAGUUCGAGAUCUCUUUCAUGACCCGGACGCCAUGGAGUUCAUCAUAGUAACAAUUCCUACGGUUAUGGCCGUAAGCGAGUCGGCGAGAUUGUGUAGGUCCUUGAGGAAGGAAAAUGUCCCGACACGGAGACUACUACUGAAUCAGGUCCUUCCCCCAUCUUCAUCGGACUGCAAGUUCUGUGCCAUGAAAAGGAAGGAGCAAAUGAAUGCACUGAAUUUGGUGCGAAAUGAUCCAGAACUUUCCCGUUUGAGCUUGAUCGACGCAACCCUGUUCGAUGCAGAGAUAAGAGGUGUCCCAGCUCUUAAUUUCAUGGGGAAUUCAAUUUGGAAGUAAAUCUUGGCAAUGGUCGUCCCUGGCCCCAACCUGCCGAUUAGAAUUGGAGUUUUUGGGUUCACUUAGUUAGGCUAACGUGAUUUUGGAAAAUGGAAGAAGAUGAGAGCAGUCUUAGUUGCACUUUAUGGGUCCGUCUCUCCGAAAUCGGACCUCAAUAGUUUAUAUGACAUGUACAUUUAUAACUCGACACUCUUUUGCUCUUUUGAUGGUUUAUAUAUUUUCGCUCUUUUCUCAACAA
Punica granatum (pomegranate) is the source of this 1478-nucleotide messenger RNA. NCBI's taxonomy places the organism in Eukaryota, Viridiplantae, Streptophyta, Magnoliopsida, Myrtales, Lythraceae. The record is from RefSeq and is a predicted model, not a curated record.